Molecule: messenger RNA, 2425 nt
Organism: Periophthalmus magnuspinnatus
Lineage: Eukaryota; Metazoa; Chordata; Actinopteri; Gobiiformes; Gobiidae
Gene: lyl1
Product: LYL1 basic helix-loop-helix family member
Exons: 4
Coding region: 910-2079 (389 amino acids)
Biological process (GO): regulation of transcription by RNA polymerase II
Molecular function (GO): RNA polymerase II cis-regulatory region sequence-specific DNA binding; DNA-binding transcription factor activity, RNA polymerase II-specific; protein dimerization activity
Source: RefSeq, a predicted model, not a curated record
ACAGGCAGCUUUUGAGGCUCUUAUCAGCAGCCACCACAUUGUACGAGCACAUCCUCUUGUCCAGCAGGAGCGGAAAACUCUCCCCACAGCCCCUUCCCUCCCACUCCGCACUCUCUCCAGCCUCGCGUUUGCCAGAGCCGAGCCGAACGACUGGCACUCCUGUAAAGCCUGGUGCCGUUCUGGCCGGCAGAGUGGCACAAGGCAGACAGGAAAGUAAAAACAGAGAGUUAGAGGAAGAGAGGUGAAGAUGACAUGUGAAGCGAAGGGAUGGUACGGCUGUUACUCCGCGAGUCUGGUCAAACGGGCAACUUCACAACCCCAAAAGCUCCGGCGUUUGAGUCGUGGUGUCACUCAGUCUCGCAGUAAAACACAUUUGAGAGCGUCGUUCGCGGCGGGGGACUGUGGCUCGCCCGUGACCUCAGAGAGCGUCAGAUGGGACAAGCUGCAGAGGAGAGGGGACGACCCGAGGACAACGGCGAACGCCACGAGUGAAAACAAGACCUGAGACCUGAUACAAACUACACUGGAUACCACCACGAUGAAAUACUUUGAUGAACAUCUUUGGAAUUUUGGGGAAUUUUUGAGGAAUUAUUGCCCAGAUUCAGACGUAUAACCAGUACUGGAGGAUAACAGGCUCUGGACUCCAUUAAAAAAAAAAAUCCAUUUGGAAAAAAUAACUCAACAAAAACAUGGGAUCCGUCCUGUCCACUGUUCAUGGAAGACGAUAAUGUGUUGACAGUAUGAUUUGAUCCCGUUUAGACCAGUGGGUGAAGUUCAUUUUGAAAUCAGGUGGGCGUGAUCGUGUAUUUUACUGAAUAACACAGACACUGCGGGCGUCAUGGUAGCUCUGGUGGUUUUCAGCGACUGGCAAAGGCGUAACACACACUGACCCUGCGUAUGUGACGAAACAUGAUGGAGAAACAACAUCUUGCAUCUCCCCCAGACCUGCCCUGCCCCUCGCCAACACCAGGGGGGCGUAGUCCAUCCCCCAACGACACGCCAACUCAGCCAGACCCCGUCAGCCCCCAUCAACCUGCGGACGGCACGCCACGUCAAGAUAAAGUGUCUACCGACAGGCACGCGGACGCCGUCAUGGAGGCUAAAGACGAGGAGAAGCCGGGGUCAGGGACGAACUCUCGAGACACUCCUAACGGGACGCGAUCCUCUCCGCCGCCCCUGCUCCCCGCUCCGAUGAAAACGUCCCCACUGCGGCCGGAGCUGCCUUCAUCAUCCUCGUCUCCUCUUCCUCCUCACAUCCCAGUGAUCAGCCUGGGACACAGUAAGCCGCCUCUUCCUCUGACGACUCUGCACCCGAUCCCCAACCUGCUCCCAGGCCUGCACCCGGACCCUCGGCGAGCACAGGGGCCCGGGGUCAGUAUGGGGGGUCCGGGUGUGUCGUCCGGGGCUUUGAUGCCGCAGCAGUACACACCUGUGCACAGCUUCUUCACCAGCACUUACUUUGGGCCCUCAGGAGGAAGCUUUGGGGUCAUCGCCAGCAGCCGGAGGAGAAGGCCAUCCUCACACUACGAGGUCGAAAUAAGUGAAUCAGGCCCGCCACAGAAGCUAGCCCGCCGUGUCUUCACCAACAGCCGGGAACGUUGGAGGCAGCAAAAUGUCAACGGGGCCUUUUCCGAGCUGCGAAAACUCAUCCCGACUCAUCCUCCUGACAAGAAGCUCAGCAAGAACGAGAUCCUGCGACUGGCCGUCAAAUACAUCCACUUCCUGGUCGCUCUGCUCAACGACCAGGCUCAGGACGGGGGCGAGGGGGGGCGAGAGGUCGAGGGGGGCGGGGCGGAGGACGGGACAGUGGUACUAGGACGGGACUCUAACAAAACGAGCAGUCCGUCCACUCCUCACUCGGCCUCUCUGCCCUCGGACCCGCCCGCCUUAACCGCGGCUCACAGGGACUCCACGGACUCGGUCCUCGGGCUGGCCAACUCCCCGACGUCCUCCAGUUGCUACGGAGACACGGACAGCGAGGAAAGCUUCGGGGGUAAAAGCUCUUUAGUGAACCAUAGCGUUUUGACAAAGGUUAAAGGUCAGAUUAGACUGGUGCCGUCUGCGAAUGAUGAGCGAUGACAGGACACGGGAUGGACGGAACCGGAACCUUAAUGACAAACGCCACUGGGGUUUAAAACAGUGCAAUAAUUUAAGCAUGUGAUACAAAUAUUUGAUAGUAAUUUGUAACUUUUAGGAGUAGCACAGCAUGAUGGGAAAAUCAGCUGUACUCAAACCUCUGACGGGGUUCAUGUUUCCGAUUUUGUGAAUGAUACAAAGUAAGAAAGUGAGUUUUGGCUUUGUGGUGGAUACUAUUUUAUUAACGUUGGAAUGCAUGUGUGACAUUAUCAACCGAGAGAAAUCUGUAUGUGGCUUUUCAAACUCUCUCAAACCUGCACCAGAAAUAAAAUGUUCGAGUUUGCUGUUC